UCGGCCGCAAGUCCAAAAGUCACAUCACAUAUGAUACGAGGAGGGAGAGAGAUUGGGCUUCGUGUCAACGGACAAGCCAACACCGAGCUUAGACAGACGCUCCCACCGUCUGCGAGUCUCGCUUUGGAGAAACCGAAGGCACUCCGUUCCUUCCUCCAUCAAGGUAAGGUACAAGAAAGUUGGAGAGAAAAUGGUGGGGAUGGUGAUGACGAUGAAGAAGCAGCCCUCGCAUUCGCAGUGGUGGUGGCUCGACAGCCACCACACCACAACCAAGCGUUCACCGUGGCUUCAGUCCACACUAUCAGAGCUAGAUGACAAGACAGAAGCGAUGCUGAAGCUGAUCGAGGGAGACGCGGACUCUUUUGCUCAGCGAGCAGAGAUGUACUACAAGAAGAGGCCCGAGCUGAUGAGCAUGGUGGAAGAUUUCUACCGCGCGCACCGCCUUUUGGCUGAGCGGUAUGACCAGCUCAAGUCUGAAGCGGGGACUCGCCUCCUGACAACUGUCGGGUCACCAUUUUCCUGUAACAAGUAUCGCCAUGAGAAGUCAAUGUCGGCCAUGGACCAAAACUACGACAGCUACUCCGAGUCCUUUGAGCACGAGAACACUGAAUCCGAAGUCGAGGAUCCUGAGGAGGAGGAAGUAACCGGAGGCAGGCGCCAGGACACCGAAUCCGCGGGACAUAAGCCCUGUCAGAAGAAUGAAACCGUGGCUUCUCACGAAAAGGACGACGCCCAGGCCCACGAAGAGACGAAAGAAGAGUCGGGAUCGAGCUGGUUCAGCGAGGACGAAGUGAAGAAGCUGAAGGAAGAAAUAGAGAGGCUCAGGGAGGAGAACAGUAUGCAGAAGGAGAAGCUGGUGCAGAAGGAUGAAGAGAAGAGGGAGGUGAUAAGGCAGCUGAGUCUGACUUUGGGAGUAUUGAAGGAUGACAAUGUGAGGCUUAAGAAGCACAUUGUUGCUAGAGCAGCCAAGAAGUUUAACCUCUUUGACUUUGACAAAUUGAAGGGUGGAUUUCUGGGGAAGCUGUUCAAUGGGUCUUCACAGUCCCCACCAACAGUUGUGGCUCUGUAGAUGGGUAUGUCUUGUAACAUAAUUAGUAUAUGAACAUGUACUGAGAGUGCUUUAUAAUCAAGACUUAAAAGCAUAGUUAGGGUCAUAAUUAAAAAAUGUCUGUUUCGUUUCUCAAUCAUUAGGUUUGCUUUCAUAUGAUCAGGUUGUAAUAGUUAUGUAAUCUUUUACAGCUGUAGCUUAAAUGAUAUAUGGCAUGAUUAGGCAAGUC
This is a messenger RNA of Rhodamnia argentea, 1277 nucleotides long. Its product is annotated as protein NETWORKED 3C. The record is from RefSeq and is a predicted model, not a curated record. Gene Ontology annotation, cellular component: vacuolar membrane. NCBI's taxonomy places the organism in Eukaryota, Viridiplantae, Streptophyta, Magnoliopsida, Myrtales, Myrtaceae. The transcript is spliced from 3 exons. The coding region runs from base 191 to 1069 and encodes 292 amino acids. Gene Ontology annotation, molecular function: actin binding.